AUGUCUGCGCAGCCUGUGACCAACCCCCAGGCGCAAGUCAACCAGCCCCUCUCCAUGCCCGCUUCCCCUAGCCCCAAGCCUGCCAUGGCUCCCCCGAUGGCCUCCCCGCCUACUCUGCCGGUUCGCACGACGAGGGCUGUCCCUGUGUCGGCGGUGGAGCAGCCCCCACCUCCCCGCCCCCUUCGCCACCCUCGUUUGGCCGCUGCGGGCCCGGCUUCUCUUCCCCGCCGCCGUUGGGCGGUCGUCACCCUUCUGCUGCAGGAAGCUGGGGCUACGCCUGGCGAGGCUCUCCAGGUCCCGCGACGCUCGUAUGCCCGGCUGUUGUUAUCCUGGCCCUCUGCUGAUGUCGCUGUGGCCUUCCGCUGCCUCUUCCCGCUCUCCCUAAGGCUCGCCUCAGCCCGGACCGUCCUGCUGAAGGCGUAUGAUGACCCUCAUCCCGAGUUUACCGCUUCUAAGGCUAACGGAACGACCACGCUCUCUGUCCGCAACGUCCCCAUCAGUUAUGACCCGGAUGACAUCAAGGAGUUCCUACUUGACGCCACGACGGAGGAUGGCGUGCCAUGGCUUGAGAAUCUCCACCACUUCCACCGGGUUUCGGACCCCUUCGAGGUCACGAUCAUGGAUGGCAUUCCGAUACCAUGCCCCGACGACCCCAACUUCAAGCGCAUUCUGGCGUCCAUCCCGCUGGAGGAAGGAGGCUUGCCCAUGUUGCUCAACUUCUCUUCUCAUCCGUGCACCUUCUGUGCGAGCAAUCACCAGGAUGCGGAUCUUCAUGCCAAUGAGUCCCUCCUCCCCCUUUCGUAUGAGGCGUUGGACUCCCUGCCCGUGCUCUCUCCUCCCAUCUGCCACACUUCUAAGAUUCUCCCUGCUUUUCCAGCCCCCCCCCGCUGUUACUCCUCUGCUCCAUGUAGCUUUCACCCCUCCUCUCGCACCCCACUGUCCAUCGUGCUCUGUCCAGCCUUCCUUGCCGCCCCUGGGUUCAGAGAUUUUCCAGCAACCUUUCUUUACCAACCUAUGGCAGGCCAGAUCCUUGGCGCUCAUGCUGUGCCAGUGUCGUUCUGCAACGACCCUGGCUUGCUCUUCAUUGGGCUCGAUUCCCUCGCCGAACCCUAUACCUGCGUCCUCUGCGAUUUCUGCUGCGGAAAGGCCCUCGACAGUGCUAUGUCUCACAUGGCCUCUGGUCCACAUGCUGCGCAGCUGCGCACCACCUCCCACCUCCCUCCGGCCAAGGAAAAGUACAGCACUUGGCGUGCUUUAACCCUGCUCGAGCAGCCGUGCAUUGCAGCCUUCCUGCAUGCCUGA
Closterium sp. NIES-65 is the source of this 1302-nucleotide messenger RNA. Lineage: Eukaryota; Viridiplantae; Streptophyta; Zygnematophyceae; Desmidiales; Closteriaceae. The record is from the annotation of a GenBank genome assembly.